AAUGGAUGCGAACUGCACAUUAUUGAAGAAGUUGAAGUGAAUAAGGAGUUUACGAAACCUUACGUUACACCUGUUAGUAAAACAGUUUUAAUCGAACAAUUAAAGUAUUUAUAUUUUAAAUAUAAUAAAUAUUAAUUCAACACCUGCGAGGAACCGUUCAGGUCUUCAUAAAUCUACUUUCUUCAACUCUCCGUCAAACUCACAAUGACUUCGUUAAACCCAGUACGUGUUUUAAAACAAGAAGCCGAAGAAGAAAAGGCCGAAACAGCCAGGUUAUCAAGUUUCGUCGGCGCCAUAGCUGUCGGUGACUUGGUCAAAAGUACUCUUGGACCUAAAGGAAUGGAUAAAAUUUUAGUUUCGAUGGGACGUAACCAUGGCCUAGUCGAAAUCACGAACGACGGUGCCACCAUUCUAAAAUCAAUCGGUGUAGAUAAUCCGGCCGCUAAAAUUUUAGUCGAUAUGGCUAGAGUUCAAGACGACGAAGUAGGAGAUGGAACUACUUCGGUCACAGUAUUCGCUGCCGAAUUAUUACGCGAAGCUGAGAAAUUAGUGGCUCAAAAAAUCCAUCCUCAAACUAUAAUCGCUGGUUGGAGACGAGCUGUGCAAAUCGCGUUAGAAGCUCUAUCAAGAAAUUCUUUAGAUAAUAGCGGUAAUAACGAGAAAUUUGAAGAAGAUUUACUCAACAUUGCUCGCACAACUUUAAGUUCAAAGAUUCUUUCCCAGCAUAAAGAACAAUUCUCCAAACUUGCUGUGCAAGCUGUUCUCCGUUUAAAAGGUUCCGGCGAUCUAUCAGCCAUCCAAAUAAUUAAAAAGAAAGGCGGUUGCCUAGAAAAUUCGUUUUUGGACGAUGGUUUCUUACUCGACAAAAAAAUCGGCCAGCAUCAACCCAAAAGAAUUGAAAACGCUCGUAUUUUGAUCGCCAAUACUCCCAUGGAUACCGAUAAAAUUAAAGUAUUCGGAUCCAAAGUGAAAGUCGACUCGAUGGCUAAAAUAGCCGAUAUUGAAUUAGCCGAAAAAGAGAAAAUGAAAGAUAAGGUUAAUAAAAUCUUGAAACACAAAUGCAACGUAUUCAUCAACAGGCAAUUGAUUUACAACUACCCGGAACAAUUAUUCGCCGAUGCCGGUGUUAUGGCUAUUGAACAUGCUGAUUUCGAUGGAGUCGAGCGUCUUGCGCUUGUAACCGGUGGCGAAAUCGUUUCCACGUUUGAUGAUCCCGAACGUGUAAAAUUGGGUCAAUGCAGCUUAAUCGAAGAAGUUAUGAUUGGCGAAGAUACUUUAUUACGGUUUUCCGGAGUUCAAUUAGGCGAAGCUUGUACUAUUGUGAUUCGUGGUGCUACUCAGCAGAUCAUCGAUGAAGCCGAUCGUUCUCUCCACGAUGCUCUUUGCGUACUGGCUACUACAGUUCGCGAAACCAAAGUUGUAUUCGGUGGUGGUUGCAGUGAGAUGUUGAUGGCAUGCGCUGUCAACGCUGAAGCGGCUAAAACACCGGGUAAAGAAGCUGUGGCUAUGGAAUCGUUCGCUUUCGCUUUACAAAUGUUACCUACUGUUAUUGCCGAUAAUGCUGGUUACGAUUCGGCUCAAUUAGUCAGCGAAUUACGAGCUGAACACACGUGCGGAAAUAAUACCGCUGGAUUAGAUAUGGAAGUUGGAAGAAUCGGUUGUAUGAAGAAAUUAGGUAUUACAGAAUCAUUCGUAGUGAAACAACAAAUGCUUCUGUCCGCUUCUGAAGCUGCCGAAAUGAUCCUUCGUGUUGAUAAUAUCAUAAGAGCUGCGCCUAGAAAACGUGUCGCUGAUCGUGGUCGAUGUUAAAAUUAUUGCUGCCGUUUUAUUUUUUACUAAAAUUAAGAACGAACUAAUUGUAUUUAACAUUACUUCACAUUCUUACUUGUUUAAAUCCUGUUUUUACAUCCCAGAUUUAUUUAACAUUAUUUAUUUAAGCCUUCGCGUCGAAACCGUCGUAUUUCUUCGUAAGCAAAUAAUUUUUAUACAAAAUUUCCGUUUUUUUUUUAUUUUUAAAAAUUAUAUUUUGUAUUAAUUUCCUGCAAAUAGAUAAAUUCAUCGAAAAGUA
Planococcus citri (citrus mealybug) is the source of this 2068-nucleotide messenger RNA. RefSeq names its product chaperonin containing TCP1 subunit 2 (gene CCT2). Gene Ontology annotation, biological process: protein folding. The record is from RefSeq and is a predicted model, not a curated record. Lineage: Eukaryota; Metazoa; Arthropoda; Insecta; Hemiptera; Pseudococcidae. The transcript is spliced from 10 exons. Gene Ontology annotation, molecular function: ATP hydrolysis activity; ATP binding; ATP-dependent protein folding chaperone. Gene Ontology annotation, cellular component: chaperonin-containing T-complex; cytosol. The coding region runs from base 205 to 1809 and encodes 534 amino acids.